AAUAAAUCCGCCGCGCCGCGAUUCACACGUGUUUGCUUCGAGUUUUGGAAUUUUGUUGCUUUUCGGGUUUAAUUUUGAUAGAAUUUGUGAUUUUUUGGUGGUAAAUUGCUGAAAAAGGCGCAUCACGAUGAGUACAAGUUUGGCAGCCCAGCUGCAGCGGCUGGCGGUUCCGGCGACCUCGGCCCUGUACGACUCGCGCAAGAAGCCUUCGAUUUUGUUUGACGCCCAGGCGGCCGCCGGCAAGGACCGGGAGGUGAUUUACGACAUCGGCAUCAGCGGGCUGCAGGAACUGGUCCAGUUAAACUUGGCGUUUUGCAGUUUGAGGACACGCUGUUCGGGAAGACGUCGAUCGAUUUGCAGCGUUCGGUGGAGAACAAGGAGCUGAACCGGAAGUUGGACGCAAGCAUCCGGAAGUUCUUCUUCCACCUGUCACCGUACUUUAUGCUACAGCCGGCGCACAAGUGUUUGGAGUGGUUGAUUCGGCGGUAUUCGAUCCAUGAGUUUAACCGGGCGGAUUUUGUUAAUUUGAUUUUGCCGUACCAUGAGACGCUGAUCUUUGUGCGGUGCGUCCAGGUGCUGCACAUUGCCGGCAAGAAUGAUCCGUUUGCGUGGCUGCAUGGCGUUAAGAAGAGCGGCGCUCCGUUGGCGAAGAAGUCGAUUGUGAACCACGCCGCAGGAUCGCUUGGAUUUCUGCGCAGUUACGGAGAGUUCCUAGAGCAGGCCGUGGCCGAGCUGGACAACCGUGCGAACGUGCUUCAAGCCAUGAUUGCCUUCUACUGCACAACGACGAUCGGAGUGCUGGACGGAGCGGACCAAGUCGGGGAGAACCUCGUAGUAGCGAUCAUCAAACCCUGGUCAAAGGACUCAGCUCGAAGGCGCUGGAUUUCACCGCGGCCAGCUACAUGAUCGUGGGUCACCUCGUCUCCAAAGCCACGCUGGCGAAGAAGACGCUCGAGAAGAUUCUGCAACGGCUUGCCGUCCAGAUGCAUCCUUCGCUGACCGGAAACGCCGUCAUGCUGAUGGUUCUAAUUCUGCAGACCCAGCAGGAACAGAUCGGGGAGCUGUCGGACGCGGUGAUUGCCACCAUUAUGA
This is a messenger RNA of Culex quinquefasciatus (southern house mosquito), 1092 nucleotides long. RefSeq names its product HEAT repeat-containing protein 1 homolog. Gene Ontology annotation, biological process: maturation of SSU-rRNA from tricistronic rRNA transcript (SSU-rRNA, 5.8S rRNA, LSU-rRNA); positive regulation of transcription by RNA polymerase I. NCBI's taxonomy places the organism in Eukaryota, Metazoa, Arthropoda, Insecta, Diptera, Culicidae. The coding region runs from base 442 to 906 and encodes 154 amino acids. The record is from RefSeq and is a predicted model, not a curated record. Gene Ontology annotation, cellular component: 90S preribosome; t-UTP complex; small-subunit processome. Gene Ontology annotation, molecular function: snoRNA binding. The transcript has 2 exons.